GCAUGUUGGUGUGGUGGUGGUGAGGGCAAUGGAGCAUAACCCAGACGGUGAAUGACUCAUUCCAGCCCCACACUCUCCUUCCAGCUUCUCACCAACCUCGCCCCUUCACCAUCCCACCACCCGGACGCCUCAUUUCACCAGGUAGUCAGAAAGUAAUGUAGAGUUAGAAACCAAAAUGUCUGAAUACUGCCUCCGUUGGAACAACCACCGGCCCAACCUGGUGACGGUGUUUUCCGAGCUCCUGACCUCUGAAGCCCUGGUGGACGUCACACUGGCUACCGAUGGUCACUACAUACACGCACACAAGCUGGUACUGUCAGCAUGCAGUGUUUACUUUAAGGACUUGUUUGGGGCAAACCCUUGCAAACAUCCCAUUGUGAUCCUCAAGGAUAUUCGUAUCGAUGACCUGAAGACUGUGAUCGACUUCAUCUACCGCGGGGAGGUCAAUGUCUCCCAGGACAGACUACAAGAUGUGCUCAGGACUGCAGAAUCACUAAGGAUAAAAGGACUGGCAGAGAACCCACGUAGCUACGAUGAGAUGUCUAGUCAUGGUGCCCGCUUCUCAUCAUCCUCACUUGGUUCACAGGUUACACGACAAAGAUCAUCCCUAACGGACUCCCGAGAACAGUCACUCAGCUUGGAGGGAGAUGAGGAAGCUGAACCCGGUACACCGCCAUCCUCCAAGAGACGUAAAAUCACAGCAUCACACGACAGUUCGGAAAGCCUUCAUGGUGAACAUGAAGAGACAGAAAAUGAGGACAGGGGACGGUCUUGUGAAGUGAAAGAUGAACCGCUUGAUGAACACGAAAAUGAGAAACCACAAACCAGGGAUGUAGAACAGGAGUCAAAUGUGAAUCGUGUAGCUGAUGCAAUGCUGAUGCUCCAGGGUGCAAGUCAAGACACUGGGGAGGAGUCGAACACCACCCCGGGAACCAGCAGUGAUUCUACCUUAACGUCAACGCAUUCACAAGGGGCCGUGGGUGUCGUGGGCCUCCUCCCCCCCCAACCUUCUGCCAGCCAACAACACUAUAUGUACCCUAACUCAGCAUAUCCAAAACUUCAGGCAGCUAAUGGCUCUACCAUAACUAUCCGCAACGGCACCCCCGAGAGUUUCUUGCGUGCCAUAGAUGAGGUGCGGGAGGGCAGAAUGGGGUUCUGUAAAGCUGGCCGCCUCUAUGGGGUAAGCCACGCAACUCUGCAGAAGUACUAUAAGGCAAUGGGAUAUAGUCUGCGCAAUCAGACCCAUAAUCCUAAUUUUCGAAAACGCCCAGAAGGUUUUCCAGUGGUGCCUCAACAGCGGUACUAUUCAUUGCCGCCCGCUCAGUCAGACAAGCAUUACCCAUUUGGUAAUUCAUUUGUCUUGCCUCACAUCAUUGUCAAAUCAAGUAACAGCUCCCGUAGUCAAAUGCAAGACGGAACAUUUGCUGGUGUACGAUCACAGGCAGUCACCAGUGUGAGUACACAUGCUGGUGUACAAGUACAGCCAGUCAGUAAUAUAAGUGUACAUGGGGGUGUACAAGCACAUCCAGUUAGUAAUGUGAGUGCACAUACUGGUGCACAAGUACAGCCAAUCAGUAAUAUGAGUACACAUGCUGGUGUACAAGCACAGUCAGUUAGUAAUGUCAGUACACACGCUGGUGUACAAGCACAGCCAGUUAGUAAUGUGAGUACACAUGCUGGUGUACAAGCACAGCCAGUUAGUAAUGUGAGUACACAUAUUGGUGCACAAGUACCAUCAAUCAGUAAUAUAAGUACACAUGCUGGUGUACAUGUACAGCCAGUUAGUAAUGUGAGUACACAUGCUGGUGCACAAGCACAACCAGUCAGUAAUGUGAGUACACAUGCUGGUGUACAAGCACAGCCAGUUAGUAAUAUGAGUACACAUGCUGGUGCACAAGCACAACCAGUCAGUAAUAUGAGUACACAUGCUGGUGUACAAGCACAGCCAGUUAGUAUUAUGAGUACACAUGCUGGUGUACAAGCACAGCCAAUUAAUAAUAUGAGUACACAUGCUGGUGUACAAGCACAGCCACUUAGUAAUGUGAGUACACAUGCUGGUGUACAAGCACAUCCAGUCAGUACUAUGAGCGAGCAGCAGCAGCAUGAAGCAAAGAUGGGGAACUCAAUAUGUGACCCUACACAACACCUUCUUGGCUCUCACAGAAGAUUACAGCCACACACCCAACAGCCUCAUGUAGCUGCCAGCCAGACUUUCCAGGACCCCUGUUCUACCCCACAUUAUCCUCUUAAUGAUAACUCAUGAACUUAUCUUUAAGCACAAGUUUCUGUAAUAUAGGAAUUUAUGCAGUCAAAAGGCAGUACAUAAUUUUGUUCUGGGAUUCUAUGCUUAGCAUAUACUCAUGAUGAUUAUUUUUUGAUGGUACUUUAUUCAUGUUACAGUAUAUAUGUGCCAGUAUAAAUUAUCUGCCCAACUUUUAUGUGGGUAAAGUUUCUUGGUAGGCAUUUAAAAAGAAAAAAAGAUAAAAUAAGUUUUAUAUCUUUUUGCAUACUAGAUAUACAUAUCUGUACUCUCCCAUAUUUACUCCCUUCACUGUACACACUAAACUUUCUGCACAAGAUGGUUGUUGUCUUCAAGCUUAUUAGGUUGUCCCUGGAGUGUGACACAUGGUUAAGAUUUUCUUGAGCAUUUGAUUCCUUGUACUGUGUAAACCAUGAUGAAAUCUUCACAGAGCCAAAAAUGAU
This is a messenger RNA of Homarus americanus (American lobster), 2703 nucleotides long. RefSeq names its product broad-complex core protein isoforms 1/2/3/4/5-like. Gene Ontology annotation, cellular component: nucleus. The record is from RefSeq and is a predicted model, not a curated record. Bases 176 to 2263 code for a protein of 695 amino acids. NCBI's taxonomy places the organism in Eukaryota, Metazoa, Arthropoda, Malacostraca, Decapoda, Nephropidae. Gene Ontology annotation, biological process: regulation of transcription by RNA polymerase II. The transcript is spliced from 8 exons. Gene Ontology annotation, molecular function: DNA binding; protein binding.